CCCACCCUCUCCAUUCGCGAGGCUUGGGAGAGUCCUAACGAGAAAAGGAUUCUCAGGGGGAAAAAAUUUUCCAAUUUCUCCAUCAAUGGCGUCUGUCGCUGCGUCCGCUCAAGUCUCCGGCUCUCUUUCCUCUUCCCAUUCGAUCCCCAAGGACCAGAGAGGAGCGGGGUUGUUGCAGAGAGUUUGCUUUCCGGCGACCUCGACCCACGGGCGGAAAGAUGUCGCACCUCUGAAGAGUGGGUUCUCCGUCCGGACGGCGUCGCCCGCCGUCGAAUUCCCUGCGGUGGAGAGGAAGAAGAAAGAGGAAAAGGUGGAGGAGGGGGCUGGCUUUGUUGUAGAAGAAGACUACGAGAAGUUGGCGGAGGAGCUCCAGAAUGCAUCGCCUUUGGAGAUAAUUGACAACGCCCUGGCCCGGUUCGGCAACGAUAUAGCCAUUGCUUUCAGUGGAGCUGAGGAUGUAGCACUAAUCGAAUACGCACGGCUCACCGGCAGGCCGUUCCGGGUGUUCAGUCUAGAUACAGGAAGGUUGAACCCCGAGACUUAUCAGUUUUUUGAUGUGGUGGAGAAGCACUAUGGCAUCCACAUAGAGUACAUGUUCCCUGAUUCUGUUGAGGUUCAAGCUUUGGUUCGAACCAAGGGCUUGUUCUCCUUCUAUGAAGAUGGGCACCAGGAGUGCUGCAGGGUGAGAAAGGUGCGCCCCCUCCGGCGAGCUCUCAAAGGGCUAAGGGCAUGGAUCACCGGACAGCGCAAAGAUCAGUCACCGGGCACCAGGGCUCACAUUCCUGUGGUUCAAGUCGACCCUUCUUUUGAAGGGUUGGAUGGUGGUGCUGGCAGCCUGAUCAAGUGGAAUCCUGUGGCUAAUGUUAAUGGUGUUGAUAUGUGGAAUUUUCUCCGGGCCAUGAACGUGCCAGUGAAUUCCUUGCACUCUCAGGGUUAUGUCUCUAUUGGUUGUGAGCCUUGCACAAGGCCUGUGUUACCGGGUCAACACGAGCGAGAAGGCCGCUGGUGGUGGGAGGAUGCAAAGGCGAAGGAGUGCGGCCUUCACAAGGGAAACAUCCAGCAGGAGGUCGAAGGAAAUGGGAGCGCCGCCACGAAUGGUUCUGCUGCCCCAUCAGACAUUUUCAACAGCAAGAGCGUGGUGAGCCUCAGCCGUGUUGGAAUUGAGAAUCUGAUGAAGGUGGAGAACCGGAGGGAGCCAUGGCUGGUUGUCCUUUAUGCUCCAUGGUGCCGCUUUUGCCAAGCCAUGGAAGGUUCUUUCGUGGAGCUGGCAGAGAAAUUGGAGGGCAUGUCUUCUGGUGUCAAAGUGGGGAAAUUCAGAGCAGAUGGGGAGCAGAAGGAGUUCUCGAAGGAGCAGCUUCAGUUGGGUAGCUUCCCCACGAUCCUGUUCUUCCCUAAGCAUUCAUCCACACCCAUCAAAUACCCCUCAGAGAAACGGGAUGUCGACUCAUUGCUAGCAUUCGUGAAAGCCCUCCAAUAGGCUUUUGCUGGAAGAGAAAAGGAAGAAAAUAUCCGACACUGAAGCAUAUAAGUGGGGCAUGGGGCGUUUGAGCUCUUCGCGCUGUUGCCCUGCCUUACGAGGACAAUGCGUGGUCGUUUCACUUUCGGUAGUGCAACGCGGGCAGUGAUAGUCCUCUAAAUUGAACAGAUGCUGGUUAAUGCACUUGAGACGGUGUAUAUAAUUUUGUGUUGUUUCUCCGUUCCUCAUUGCAGGGAGUUCCCCUUCUACUUCAGAUUUAUGUAGCUUUAUUCAUCUAUGAUAUGAAAUUGGAAGGCUUGUUUUCUGUUA
Nymphaea colorata (pocket water lily) is the source of this 1786-nucleotide messenger RNA. RefSeq names its product 5'-adenylylsulfate reductase 3, chloroplastic-like. Lineage: Eukaryota; Viridiplantae; Streptophyta; Magnoliopsida; Nymphaeales; Nymphaeaceae. Gene Ontology annotation, molecular function: phosphoadenylyl-sulfate reductase (thioredoxin) activity. The record is from RefSeq and is a predicted model, not a curated record. Bases 86 to 1477 code for a protein of 463 amino acids. The transcript is spliced from 6 exons.